Molecule: messenger RNA, 1341 nt
Organism: Patiria miniata (bat star)
Lineage: Eukaryota; Metazoa; Echinodermata; Asteroidea; Valvatida; Asterinidae
Product: 3-galactosyl-N-acetylglucosaminide 4-alpha-L-fucosyltransferase FUT3-like
Exons: 1
Cellular component (GO): membrane
Molecular function (GO): alpha-(1->3)-fucosyltransferase activity
Source: RefSeq, a predicted model, not a curated record
UAUGAUUCGUUUGAAACACUCUCCUGGGUUUAUUUGUUGUUCGUUUUGCAGAAAUGGGUCUUGGUUGUCAUUGCUGUGUGUGUGGUUCUACAAAUCCUCGCCUUCACUGCCACCAAAUCAACGUUUCUCCAUCCGUUCGGAAUAUCGGACGAUUUAACAGACACUUACAAAGAAAACCCGUACAAUGUCUUGAUUUUUGGAGCAAAAGAGCACUUAUCUCAACGGCUAGACUUCUUGGAAGAGACUGGAGGAGUGUGGAAACACGAAUUUUCUUGUGACGAAGACACCAAAAUGGUGGUCAGUGUUGGCAAGAACAAGACAGACUUCUCAGACCAAGAUGCCGUUGUGUUUAAUAUGGAUGAAGCAGCGGUCGUCCGGGACAUCACAAUGCUGGUAUCCAUGCCGGCGUCUCACAACCAGGCGUGGAUCUAUUACGGAAUGGAACCGGCGGCUCGCUUGCGGUGGCUGUUCAAAGCGGACAGCGGGUCCCUCCCACUGCAUGGAGUCUGGUCCUUCCGCCGCGAUGCCGAAGUGCAGAUGAGAUACGGGUACUUUGUCGCCGGGGAAUCAGCGACCAACGACAGCCAACCAAUGGACCGAUGGCUGCGCGGGAAAACCAAACUCGUGGCGUGGAUAGUGCGAAACUGCUACACAACAUUUUGGCCCAGGUACGAAUACGUGGCCAGCUUGCAAAAACACAUAGCUGUCGACAUCUACGGCGCAUGCGGACCUCUGUUCUGCCCGUUCGAGCCCCGGUCUGAAUGCAUAAAGAUCCUAAAACAGUACAAAUUCUACCUGGCGCUAGAAAGCGCCGAGUGUGACGAUUAUGCCACGGAGAAACUCUGGGAGACCGCGUACACGUACGGGCUUGUCCCCGUCGUAUACGGCGCCCAACGGGAAUUUUACGCCAAAGAGGCGCCUCCAAAUUCCUACAUCUUCGCUGGAGAUUUCAACUCUACCAAACAACUCGCUGACUUUCUGCUUUACUUGGAUCAAAGCCCGAUGCAGUACGCAAAAUACUUUGACUGGCGUCAAACGGGACACAUAGAGUUACCUAAAAUGGCCGACCACUCCCUCUCUCCGGCACUCUUUUGCCCCUUGGUGCCAUUUAUUGACAAAGUUAAAAGUGGUAAAAUCGCAAAACGAACUCUUUUUGAACACCCUUACUACAUCUCCUGUGCUGUUCUUAAGGGUCGCGAUGCAACAUUUCGUCCAAAGUUGCGGUGGAAGUUGCGCCGCUGGAAACCUAGAGGGUAGGCCUACUGAACUGCUCGCGGUGUUUUUAUUUGCAGCACACAUCGUCAAUGGAUCGUGAUUAUUCAGCUACUUCGAUGUUUAUUC